Podarcis muralis (Common wall lizard) is the source of this 5082-nucleotide messenger RNA. RefSeq names its product KAT8 regulatory NSL complex subunit 1 like (gene KANSL1L). The record is from RefSeq and is a predicted model, not a curated record. NCBI's taxonomy places the organism in Eukaryota, Metazoa, Chordata, Lepidosauria, Squamata, Lacertidae. Gene Ontology annotation, cellular component: NSL complex. Gene Ontology annotation, molecular function: histone acetyltransferase binding.
CCCUGCUUGCAGGCUUCUCAAAGGCAUCUGGUUGGCCACCGUGAGAGCAAGAUCAGUGGCAAACUUUGUGUUUUGAAAUUUCAGUGCCCAGUGUGGGUGAACCAGGCCUACUCCCAUAAAUCUGCCUCUGGUUAGAUGGGCCUUGGGCCUGAUCCAGCAGGGCUUUCCUUGCAUUGUUAUAACAGUCAGACUGGAUGGGACAAUGGCAGACAUUCAGCUGCUACCACAGCCCUGUGCAUUCGGAGGGGCGGUUUGAAGUGUUAUUACUUGCAGGUGGUAAUGGUUGGGUGUAAACUGCUUACGACAGCUAUGACACCUGCUCUUCAAGAGAAAGCAAUGAAAGGGCACGGUAUCUGCUUAUCAUCUUCCUUGUCUUCAAGAGUGAUGGAGUCCAAUGAUGCAUUAGGCAUGGGAAGUACCAGACCAGUAAAAGAGAAGAUGAAAGACGGGUCUGUCACAAAAAUUACUUGCUCCAUGCUGGGGUUCCCCAUUCCUCAAGCGAACCAUAGCACUGAUUGCUUUAACUUAAAAUACUUGGGUUCUCAGUCUUCUAAACACUAUCCAGUAUUAAUGAGCCCCAGUUCUACUUUCCAUGUAAACAAUAAAAAUUGUGUGCAGAGGAACUCAGAAGAGCAUAGCUGCUCCAAAGUGAGAAAUCCGUUAUGUAACAGCACUAAUACACACUUCAGUCAAAUUAUUAAUUCAGAAUCUGGGGAGCAGGUCAGAGGGGAAACUUUAUUAGGAUCAACAAAGAACUUACCUGAAAUGGGGAAACUAUUUGAUUCAUGUUUAACUGAAUCCCGCAAUGUAGAAGAAAGGCAGCUUCCUAACUGUAAAGGGUAUCAGAAGAAUGGCUUUUUGAGCAAGGCAUUAUUUAUUAAUCCUGAGACAAAAAAAGGAGACCUGUUCCAUCAAGUGUGUGAUGAUGCCCUGGAACCAAAAAUGAACUACAAUCCCAGUACUAAAGAACAGGAAUUGAAUUUUCAUUUACUUCAGUGUGUAAGCAAGCAACAGGCUUUGCUCAGCCGGGCCAAAAGAACUCAGAAACGUUUGCAAAUACUCUUGGCGAAGCAUGUUGUCAAACACUGUGACCAGCAGAUGAAAUGCUUUGUGAGACGCCAACUACAGAGAAUGAAAGCCUUUCAUGAUCCAUCCGGUGUUUUGGGUGGCAGCUAUCAUAGAUGCACCAAUAUUAAAAUGGAAAACAGAGAGGCUAAUACAAGUAAAGAUAUACAGCGUGAUUUUGAUGUUUCAUCUGAUGAAAUCAAAGUGUUUGCUCGCUCAACAGCUGGACUCCUAUUUCAUGCGGAAGAGAGUUUGGAUUCUGAUGCCACUUGUAGCAGCUCAAGUGAAGAUGAUGAUGAGCAGAUUUCCAGAAAAGCUAUGUCAGUAUCUGACUGGAAAUGGCUGGUAGACAGAGCUAAUGUUGGCUGUCGCUGGACAUGGCUUCAAGCCCAGAUUUCAGAGCUAGAAUACAAAAUCCAGCAACUCACUGACCUUCACAGGCAGAUUCGUGCCACCAAGGGAAUGGUGAUCCUAGAAGAAUUUCCAAAUCCAAAGGACUUCUUGAAGAAGCGAACACAAUUGAUGGACCAUGAAGCUUUAUUAGACACCACAGGGAAUUCACAUGCAUCCCUUGAGAGGCAGGAUGCUUGGCCGGAACAUGAUUUCGAAAUGUCACCCAGCAGUCCAACUCUGCUUCUCCGCAACAUAGAAAAACAGAGUGCUCAACUGAGUGAAAUAAUCAGCAGUCUGAUUACUCCUCUCAAUCUGUCUCCCACAUCAUCUCCUCUUUCCUCAAAGUCCUGUAAGCAGAAAGAGUCGGCCAAUGGUAUCUCUAUAAGAGAUUCAGAGAACAAUGAGGAGAUAUCAUGCACCAGUAGUUGGUUGGUUGACCAACAACACCUGAAGAGGAGGAGGAAAGAAAAGGUGAAGUUGAGAACAUCAUCUGUUGCUGUGAUAUGCACAUCUGCUCGCACUAGACCGCUUCAGAGUUUCCAGAGGAGGAAGCUGUACAAAAUGAGCACUGCUUUCAAUUCAAACCAGCAGGCUAUGCAACUGAGAGAUGCCUUGUUUAAUACAGAAGAGGUGGUUCCAGCCUCCAUGUGGAGUACAUAUGAAUUGAGCACCAAGCCCAGGACACAAAAACAACUCAUGUUAGAAUUGGACACCUCAUUCCAUCCUGUCUUAUCAUUUCCUUCUGACACUUCUCUUCAUGUACACUUUAAGACACUGCUCAAGAAUUAUGAGGUCAAAGGUGAAUCUGCCCUUGGUUUAGAGUUAAAAAUGUCUCCAUCAAAUGAAUAUUUUCAUUAUAAAGGUCCUCCUCAACAGUGGAUCUGUGGAUUUGAAUCCAGUUUCAAACAUCAGACUGUGUCAGAAGCAUCUGAACAGCUGCUAGAGGGAAGAAAGAAAAGACAUUUAAGUGAGACAGUGAUUGGAGAAAGUAGUAAGAGAUGUGAAGCAUUUUCCUUUCAACACGCAGAACCAGAAUCCCAGAGUCCUUUUACAGGAGCAGCCAAUGGAGACAUGAUGUCUAGAUCAAGUCAUUGUAUAUCAACACAGCUCAAUUCAAGACGUAGACUGAGAAGUGAGAGCUCCUAUGAUAUAGAUAAUAUUGUUAUCCCUAUGUCACUCGUGGCACCGUCCAAGCUGGAGAAACUGCAGUAUAAAGAAAUUCUCACCCCAAGCUGGAGAACUGUUAACCUCGAGCCUUUGGGAAGCCUGCAUGAAGAAGAAGAAAAGGCAGAAGAUCUGUCAGAUGAUGCCUAUGCUUCGCGUCAUGCAAACUAUGAAGACAAAGAGAGAGCACGGUGGUCGCUGUGGCAACAGUGUCGAUGGCCCAGAAGGAACAGAACAUAUAGCAGAAGUUCUGACGGACAAGAUCCACCAUUGAAAGAAAAACAAGGCAACACUGACUUAAUAUCUGAUUUUUCUGAAAACAUUGCUGACGCUACUUCAGAAAUCCACAGUUCUCUCUGCCUUAGGGAGUCACAGUCUUCAGAAAAAAACCAAAAAACAAAGUCUGUUCUUUGGGAACGUCGGUCUUUUCCACUAAAGGUUGAAGAAGCAGGUGCUUUACUAUGCCAAGAUCAGAUAACAGAUCAGCAAGAGAAUUCAGAUGCGGCCAUCCCCAGUGACUUUGACUGUACCUCACAUGCUGCCUUCAGUUUACCAAAUAACCAGCCACAAAAGAAAAGCUCUUCCAAUGAGCUGGAAGAGUACAACCAAGUUCACUUGGGAAUUGGCAGCAUCAAAAAACAGAGGUGACAGAAAGUAAUGCGGUUCAUCAAGAAAGCUAACCAAAGUGAAAGAAUGUGUAAGUUUUGACAGGCAGGAUAAGAGCCCAAGAGAUGUAAAGAGUGAAUGCUCUUAAACUGCAACCACCUUUGCCUACACAUCUGAAAGGAAGACCUAUUUUAAAUGUACGUAUGGUUGCUGUGCAGCAGAAUAAGGUUUUUCCCCCAUAGCUAUGCAACAAUUUCAAAUGAACACAGAAAAAGCUACCCAAGAAGUUGUUUUUGUAAGUGGCAGGAGCACACAAGUCUACUGUCCUCUUAAGGAAUCUGGUUUGCCCAGUGAUACAUCAAGCACUGUAAAUGUGAUGAAUGGUUACUCAAUUCUUACUAUAGAAAGACAAAAAGCUUUGUGGAAAGAAAAAUCAAUUGAAAUAAUUGAUUUUCUGAAUUUCACAAUGGAUAUGUUUCAUUUUUGAGUGCCAGGGAAGGACUAAGAAUUAGAAAUACUAUACUUUAGCUACUUAGCAUUUUUAUUACAACUUAUUUUAAACACUUUGCCUAGCCUACAAAAACUGUUAUAUGACACCUGAGCAGAUUUCUGAGUAUCCAUUUCAUAUUUUGCAUUAGCUAAAAAACUACAACAUUUAAUUAAAUGUCAAUAAUACAAACAAGGCAAUAGCAAUGUUUUAGAUACUGAGGGAAAACCACAUUAUUUUCAUACUCAAAUUCCAGAUUGCAGUGUGUGGAAUGUUACCUGCAUCCUCCCGUGAUGCUAAGUGUUGAAAAGCAUCACAUUCAGUGAUGUUAAUGCAAUAUGACUGUAUGCUGCUGUGAAACCAAAUAGCUCUUCUGUUGAAGGUCUGUUGAAGGUUUUAAGAAAAGCCUAAUUGUUAAGCAAGCUUUUCUUCAAUGCCAUGUCCAAUUGUAGUCCCCCCCCCCCCCCCCCCGGACUGGAAGUACACUGGAUAUUGUAAAAAUGUUCAGUUGCAUUUCUACACUACAGACUGUUAAGAUUGUAGCUUACUGCAAAUUUGGUUUUUAACUUUUAAAAAUACUUUUUGUCCAAUGAAUUAAAUUUUUAAUCUUAUCUCUGACACAACUAUUUUAAAUGCAAGUUUUUAAAAUUAAAAAAUUAUUUCUGUACACUACAGUGUGAUGUUGAUAGAUUGAGAUGCUGAACAGAAAGAUGAACCAUGUACCCCUUUAGGAGCUCAGAUUUUGUAUGUAAUAUCACAAAUCAUGAUUAUGGCAUGACAUUGUUGGCUUGUCACCAGAUAUUUGUAUAAUGGAUGAUGAGCUGGCUAGUCUUUCCCUCUUCUAUCUCUUCUGAAUUUUUUCCAGGCCUGGGUAGCAGUUUGAGAGAAACUGCAGCGCCAUGACUAAAGAGUGGCAGUUCUUACUUAGUUUGCCCUUCAAAACUUUUUAAGCAAUAUGAUUACUGCAAGAAAAUUGAAAUAAUGUAUAUAGACAGCACCCUAGAGAAUAAAUUAGCCAGCUUGUCUUUACUCUUACCACACACACACACAGCCCCAACCUGAUAAGAGUAUCCUUAGAAUCUGUAUACCAUGUGUUUGAACCUGUCCUCCUGCUAGCCAACAGCAGAGUUGACUCUUCCUGGGCAUAGCAUCUGUCUCCCAAAUCUUUUCUGAUGCUUUAUUUGCAACACUGUCAUGAAAAUAGUGCACUUAGGAGCUGGCCAGAACUCUAUUCUUAAAUGUGACCAAAAUAGCACGAGUAGCAAAGGGUGUGUAUUUAAAUGAAAUAAAUUUAUUUGGUUCACUCUUAAAUCCAACUUCAUUUUCUCCCUAUAAUAAAUGGAGAGCUGAUCUGCAACCACUCUUAA